GCUGGGCAGUGAUUUUUUUUCUUUGUGUUGAAGCGGGUCUGGAGCGGUGGAUUGUCCACGGGAUCCGGAUCGGGAGAGGGCGAGCCGCGGGGGCCGGUCGGAUCAUUCUCUGCGGAGCGGGACCGACAAGAUCCAUGCGGGUUACAGGAGGAAGGCAGGAUUUUGGUGUUGGAAUGAAAUCAGCCAUGGUUGAAUGAUGAGGCAGACCAGAUGGAUCAAAUCACAUAAUUCUGUUCCUGACUGAAUGAUGGCUCCUUCUUAUCCCAUAUUGUUUUGUGACGUGUGAGGAACAAUUACAGAUUUGUUCACUCAGAUCAUUAUAUUUGUCUUCAAUGUUUAAAUUUCACUAGAUCUGCAGUGAGAGAUUUAUUGGAAGAAAAGCCCACAACUGGAAGCAAACCACAACUGAAGAUGAGGGAACAGCAACAAGUGAACCAGCCCGAGGACUGAGAGCACCGACUGGAGAGAACCCAUCUGACUCAGGGUUUCCAUUGAUUCAGUCAGGAGAAAGUUUGGUCGUAUCCAGCACUGCGAUUUAUUUUGGACCAGCGUCAGCACUGCUGAGAGCUCUGUAGAGCUGGAACCACCAUGAAAUUUACGGAAUGCACCUCGAAGGGUUAGACCUGUGGUGAGAGAUUUAUUGGAAGAGACGCCCACAACUGGAAGCAAACCACAACUGAAAACGAGGGAACAGCAACAAGUGAACCAGCCCGAGGACGGAGAUCAUCAAUACGACAGAACCCUUCUGACUCGGAGUUUCCAUUAAUUCAGUCAGGAGAAAGUUUGGUCAUUGCCAGCAGGUGGGGCGUGCUUCCACCCGGACGUCAGACAAACAGACGAUAAUCAACCAACGUCAGUCAGAGUCAGAAUGGACACGGAUCUGAACUCCGCCAUCUCCGCCUUCCUGUCAAAUUGUGACGAUCACCAACUGUUUCGGUUGACGAGAUUCUACAUGGAGCGACUGGAGCAGGCGAUUGAGGAGGAUGUGGAGGGAGUGGGCUCCAUGUUAAAGGGCGAGGAUCACUUCACCAGGCAGGAGUAUCACAGCGUGACUGAGCUCGCGAAGAAGGGAAACCGAGCGGGCGCUUCCAAACUCCUCCUGGAUCUGGUGAUGGAGAGAGGCUCCGGGGCCCGGAAGGUGAUGUGGGAAUCCUUUGUGAAACUGCACCACCAUUUACCGAAGCUGAGCAGAAUAUUGAAUGAAAUACGGGAGCGAGGUGACGGCCAGUUCGCCUACAUGGACACUGAGCGGGAUUUCUCUGAAGUGCCCAAACAUCUGAAAGAUGUUCAACAGAAACACAAGGAGACUCUGCGGACAGAGACUGAAAAACUGAGAGUGAACACGAUCCUGAUGAGGGAGAAGGUGAAGGUUUUCCAGCUGGUUGAUCGAUACGCUGAGCUCACGGUCAUUUCUACUGUUCGAGAUCGGACACUGGUGGAACAUGAGCUGCUGGCAAGAGGCAGAGACCACGAGGAGUGGAGAGAAAAAGAUCUCCGUGGUAAGCUGGAAAAAAUCCGUACUGAUCAGUUAUUCAAGAAGAGCUUUGUUCAAAAAUUGAAAAGAUAUUUCUUUGGAAACAAAUCAGGGAUGUCCGCUGCAGUGGCCGGAGUCCCAGGGAUCGGGAAAACAACAAUGGUACAAAAGAUUGUUUACGACUGGGCCACGGGGAAGAUAUACCAACAAUUCCAGUUUGUCUUCAGUUUCAAAUUCCGGGAUUUAAACACCAUUAACUGCAGAAUAAACCUGAAGGAACUGAUUCUGCAUCAUUAUCCCUACUUUGGGAAUAUCCUGGGAGAGAUCUGGAAACAGACAGAGGGACUGCUGUUCAUAUUCGACGGAUUGGAUGAAUUCAAGGACAAAAUCAACUUUGUUGAUGGUCGGAGAGACACAGAAUCACAGGACACAGAUCCUGAAUUCAAGUGCAAUGUGUCUGAUAUUGUGUAUAGUUUAAUCCAGGGCAAGCUGCUCCCAGGGUGUUCAGUGCUGGUGACCACCCGCCCCACUGCGUUACAUUUACUGGAAAAGGCUGAGAUCAGUGUCUGGGCUGAAAUCCUGGGAUUUGUUGGUGAGGAACGGAAGGAAUAUUUCAUCAGGUAUUUUGAAGAUCAGACGGUGGCAGAAGCAGUUUUCAAACACGUGGUGGAGAAUGAGAUCCUGUACACCAUGAGCUACAACCCCUCCUACUGCUGGAUCCUCGCUCUGGCACUGGGCCCCUUCUUCACACAAAGAGUCAGGGACCCGCAGCGAGUUCCCAAGACCAUCACCCAACUGUACUCCUACUAUAUUUACAACAUCCUGAAAAACCAUGGCCGUGAGAUUGAGAACCCCCGUGAUGUGUUACUCAGAGUUGGUCAGAUGGCCUUCAGAGGAGUGUCCGAGAAGAAGAUUGUGUUUACAGGUGGAGAUUUGAUCAACUACAAUCUGCAGCCUUCCCAGUUCCUGUCCGGGUUCCUGAUGGAGCUUUUGGAGAGAGAGGAUUCUGCCCAGAGCGUGGUGUACACAUUCCCACACCUCACCAUCCAAGAGUUUGUAGCUGCAGUCGCACAAUUCCUGAAUCCACAUCCCGGGGAUAUCCUGAAAUUCCUCACUGGAGCCCACAACACGACAGAUGGGCGAUUUGAGGUAUUUCUCCGUUUUGUUGCUGGUCUCUCCAACCCAAUGACAGCUCGGGGUCUGGAGGAGUUUCUGGGUCCAUUUCCCAAUGAAACAACCUGCCGGGUGAUUGACUGGGUGAAGGAGGAGGUUAAACGCCAGAGUGGAAACACGGAGAGUGAAACUGGUAAAAGGAGCCUCCUGAACACAUUGCACUACCUGUUUGAGUCUCAGAAUCGUGGACUGACUCAGGCCGCACUGGGAUCUGUGGAAAGGUUUUCACUCAGUGGAAUGACACUGACCCCGAUUGACUGCACGGUCCUGUCUCAUGUCAUCGGACUCUGUGAUACAAUAAAACAGCUCGACCUGGAGAACUGCCACAUUCAGUAUGAGGGAAUACAGCGGCUGGGACCCGGGUUGCACAAGUGCCAGGAGUUGAGGUAACUUGAUUUAUCUCUC
Hypanus sabinus (Atlantic stingray) is the source of this 3052-nucleotide messenger RNA. Its product is annotated as NACHT, LRR and PYD domains-containing protein 3-like. Lineage: Eukaryota; Metazoa; Chordata; Chondrichthyes; Myliobatiformes; Dasyatidae. Bases 869 to 3037 code for a protein of 722 amino acids. The record is from RefSeq and is a predicted model, not a curated record. The transcript has 10 exons. Gene Ontology annotation, cellular component: cytoplasm.